Messenger RNA from Oreochromis aureus, 2181 nucleotides. RefSeq names its product E3 ubiquitin/ISG15 ligase TRIM25-like. The transcript has a single exon. Bases 311 to 1933 code for a protein of 540 amino acids. NCBI's taxonomy places the organism in Eukaryota, Metazoa, Chordata, Actinopteri, Cichliformes, Cichlidae. The record is from RefSeq and is a predicted model, not a curated record. Gene Ontology annotation, molecular function: zinc ion binding; protein binding.
AACAGUGGGUAGAACCACACGGUGCUUUUCUCAAGAGUUGUGGCUUCGUGGCAUGACUUGCAGGCUGAAAACUUCGUCACUAUGCACAAAAUCAACCAAUUGUGUUCAGUCUCAGUGUUUUUCUACAGUUUCACUCUCACAGAUCUUCUCAUAAGUUAAGACAUCAGGAUGCUGUUAAUAACGAGCCCCACUGCAGAUAAUGAAGCACACAUAAAGAAAAUGUAGUUUCUGUGUAAUUUGCUUUUUAAAAAUCUUUUUUAAUUUUAAUGCGGUAGUACUGUUUUUAUCAUUCUGUUAUCUGAGAGCGAUAAUGGCACGGCAAACAAACAGACUGGAUGAGAAAAAAAUCUGCUGCUCGAUCUGUUUGGAUCUCCUGAAGGAUCCGGUGACUAUUCCCUGUGGACACAGCUACUGUAUGAACUGCAUUAAAAGCUACUGGGAUGAAGAGGAUCAGAAAAACAUCCAGAGUUGCCCUCAGUGCAGACAGACCUUCAUACCGAAGCCUGCUCUGAAGAAAAACACUGUCUUGGCAGAGUUAGUGGAGGAGCUGCAGAAGACUGAACUCCAAGCUUCACCUGCCGAUCAUGGCUAUGCUGGACCUGAAGAUGUGGCCUGUGAUGUCUGCACUGGGAGGAAACUGAAAGCCAUCAAGUCCUGUCUGCAGUGUCUGGUCUCUUACUGUGAGCAUCACCUCCAACCUCACUAUGACUCUACUGCCUUUGAGAAACACAAGCUGGUGGACACAUCAAAGAGGCUUAAGAGAAUCAUCUGUUCUCAACACAGUGAGGUGAUGAAGAUAUUUUGCCGCACUGAUCAGCAGUGUAUCUGUUAUUUGUGCUCCAUGGAUGAACAUAAAGGCCAUGACACAGUUUCAGCUACAGCAGAAAGGAAUAAAAAGCGGAGAGAACUUGGGGUGAGUCGAAAGAAAAUCCAAGAGAGAAUCCAGGACAAAGAGAAAGACAUGAAGGUGCUUCAGGAGGAGGUGGAAGCCAUCACUCAGUCUGCUGAUAAAGCAGUGAGGGAAAGUGAGAAGAUCUUUAAUGAUGUAAAACAGCGGAUCAGAUCUCGUCAGAAAGCUGAAGUGUGUCGUGCAAGAGAGCUUCAGGACAGAAUAGAGAAUGAGAUCACUGUGCUGAAGAGGAAAGAUGCUGAGCUGGGGCAGCUCUUUCAUACACAGGAUCACACCCACUUUCUCCAGACUUACACCUCACUGUCACAGAUGCAUGAAUCUGUUGGAUCACUCGACAUUAAAACAUGUACUUUGCACUACUUUGAGGAUGUGAUGACAGCUGUGUCAGAGUUUAAACGUAAACUACAGGAAAUACGUUUUGGUGCCGCAGGCUCACAGUUAGAGGGGGAAGUGGAUGCGGUAAUGUCUCGACCUGAGCCCAAAACCAGAGCUGAGUUCCUCCGACUUUCACAAGAACUAACGCUGGAUUUAAACACAGCAAACACAAGUCUCUUAUUUGAAGGGGACAAAAAAGUCAAAUGUAUGAGUAAAAAAUUUGUAUAUCGUCAUCACUCAGACAGAUUCAUCAACAGACAUCAAGUCCUGAGCAGAGAGAGUCUGACUGGAUGUUGUUACUGGGAGGUGGUGUGGAGUGGAGGAGCACUUUCAGUGGCAGUUUCAUACAAGAAUAUCAGCAGAACAGGAGAUGAAAGUCUGUUUGGGAACAAUGACAGUUCUUGGGCACUGGAGUGUUUCAAAAAUGGUUAUGAACUGAGGCAUAACAAAAUCAGAACUGUCAUUUCAGGCCCUCAGUCACCCAGAAUAGGAAUAUACGUGGAUCACAGAGCGGGUAUUCUGUCGUUUUACAGUGUCUCAAAAACCAUGUCUCUCCUGCACAGAGUCCAGACCACAUUCACUCAGCCGCUCUACGCUGGAUUUUGGCUUUAUGUUGGAUCGUGUGUUGAGCUGUGUGAGCUCAAGUAGUCUAGAAAAAGAGGUCUCUCCUAAAGAGGUCAGGCAAAAUAUAUCCAUUUCCUAUUAAUGCAGUCUGAUAUACCAUUAUUUCUUUCCUCAUCUUUUACUUUUAACAAAGGAGAAAUGAAUGACAGUUGAACUUGUUGUUGGUUGCUAGAAGUUACAUUGCAAAAGCCUGUAAAAGCACCAAUUGUGAAUUGGGAAGUUAAAAUUUUGGACAUGAAGCUAAUGGGAUCUUAUCAUUGUCAUGUUCUUAG